This is a messenger RNA of Cyprinodon variegatus (sheepshead minnow), 764 nucleotides long. Its product is annotated as trypsin-3-like. The coding region runs from base 1 to 735 and encodes 244 amino acids. Gene Ontology annotation, molecular function: serine-type endopeptidase activity. The record is from RefSeq and is a predicted model, not a curated record. The transcript has 5 exons. Lineage: Eukaryota; Metazoa; Chordata; Actinopteri; Cyprinodontiformes; Cyprinodontidae. Gene Ontology annotation, biological process: proteolysis.
AUGAAGAUCCUCAUAUUCCUGUCAUUUGUUGGCGCAGCAUUUGUUGCAGCUGAAGAUCAGAAAGUUGUCGGAGGAUAUGAGUGCCCCAGACACUCCGUUCCCUACCAGGUGUCUUUGAACGCUGGGUACCACUUCUGUGGGGGAUCUCUCAUCUCAAGCCUGUGGGUUAUUUCUGCCGCUCACUGCUACAAGUCCGGCAUCCAGGUGCGUCUUGGUGAGCACAACAUCGCUGUAAAUGAAGGCACCGAGCAGUGGAUCUCCGCCUCCAAGCUGAUCAAGCAUCCUCAGUACAACAGCUACAACCUGGACAACGACAUCAUGCUGAUCAAGCUGAGCCGGCCCGCCACCAUCAACAGCUACGUCCAGACUGUGUCCCUGCCUAGUCGCUGUCCAGUGGCUGAUGAGAACUGCCUGGUGUCCGGGUGGGGCAACACCUCCCCCAGUGGAAGCAACUACCCAGACAGACUUCAGUGUUUGAAACAGCCCAUCAUUGACCACCGUAUCUGCAGGAAUGCAUACCCACACCUCUUCACUGACAACAUGGUGUGCUCUGGAUUCAUGCAUGGAGGCGCCAGCAGCUGCCAGGGUGACUCCGGUGGUCCGUUGGUGUGCGGCGGUCAGCUGCAGGGAGUUGUCUCCUGGGGUUAUGACUGCGCCAUGCAGGGACACCCCAGCGUCUACGCCCGUGUGUGCCGCUACAACAGCUGGAUCAACUCCACCAUGCGCAACAACUGAAUUCACCUUUCCAUUCAUGUAUCAGCAAC